Messenger RNA from Aureobasidium pullulans EXF-150, 243 nucleotides. RefSeq lists its product as uncharacterized. Gene Ontology annotation, cellular component: DASH complex. The annotation marks the transcript as partial. Lineage: Eukaryota; Fungi; Ascomycota; Dothideomycetes; Dothideales; Saccotheciaceae. The record is from RefSeq and is a predicted model, not a curated record. Gene Ontology annotation, biological process: attachment of spindle microtubules to kinetochore. The transcript has a single exon.
UCCUCAUCACGUCUCUCUACCCUACCCACUCAAGCUUCCAAACAACGCCAAUUGUCGCAUCUGAACUCCCAACUAGCCCAGUUGACAGCACACAUGAGCGACCUGGAGAAUCUAUUGCGCAUGACUGCCGUACAAGCUGAGGGCAUGAGAGGGUUGGGUGGUUAUGCGGGUGGUAUGUUUAUGGCUGCUAGUAAAGUAUUGGGCGAGGAGGCUGUGAAGAAUGAGGGGGCUGGUGAGGGGAAG